Messenger RNA from Symbiodinium natans, 396 nucleotides. The record is from the annotation of a GenBank genome assembly. Lineage: Eukaryota; Dinophyceae; Suessiales; Symbiodiniaceae.
AUGAAAUCUUCGAACGUGUUUCCGACGUUUCAUGUGGCUGUGGCGAGCAUCCUUGGAUACCUGAACUACGAGUACAACAUGCGCAAGUCCUACACCCUGGCAUCGGAGUUGAAGUUUUACAAGGAGGUCAACGUGGGACAGGUGAAGGGCCAGCAGCUGAUGGAUGCCGGGUCCGUGACCUUCAGCAAGGAGAGUGGCCUUGAUUUUGGCAAGGCCAUGGGCUUCCGGGAUGGCGACACCUACUGCGUCGCGCCGAUCACCAACGGAGAUGCGAAUCUCCUGGUCUACGACUUCUGGGCCAUAGGCCGGGAGAGAUGCGUCUGGCGUUUGUCCCCCGAUCGCCACCCAGAAAAGUUCUCCAGGCAGGAAGAUCUCAUGUCACCGGAUCGCCUGUGA